UCCAUUUGGGUUGUAGUGGUAAAAAACGACAGCUAUUUUAAAUUAAAAAUAUCACAUACACCAUAGUAGAUCGUUCAAAAUUAUACAGAUUAUGCAACCAUUUUAACUCCACAACCACCCUUUCCAGAUAUUUAUUUGGUAGCACUGAUACACAGUCACGUGGUACUUUACCCAAAUUUGUGAAACAACGCAGAUGCAGCGUUGGUAGCAUUUUUAGUGUAACGAAACAUAAAUAAUUUAAAUCAAAUCCAACGUGUAUUGCCAAUUUCUCUUCAGCUUUGAACAACUUGGGGUUGGCAAAGGUGAGAUUCAGAUUGUAUUUAGUGGCAGUGGCUAUUAUUCGAAUACCAAAACAAAAUGGCCAGUAAAAGUGCAGAACCGGAAGAAACAAAGAAUGGAGAUCAAACUGGUGAUCAAAUAAGAAUGGUACCACUUCAGGGUUAUCCUAGUGGCCCACCUGGACCCAUUAUUCAGAGUCAGCCUAACAGUUUUGUUAGUCCCAGUGUUUACCAAGGUUGGACAACUAUACCAUUACCAGUAAGAGCUUUCAACUAUCCCACUGGUUUAGACUACCUCACCACUAUCGACCAGCUACUAGUCCAACAACAAGUUUUAAUAGAAGGUUGCAAAGAUUUCCAAUCUACAAACCGAUUCCAAAUCAAAAAUACCUUUAAUCAAAUAAUUUUCUUCGCGAGUGAAGACUCAACCUACCUGUCAAGAAUUUGUUGUUACACGACGCAUCCCUUCGUCAUGAAACUUUCGGACAAUUUUGGAAACGAAAUUCUUCAUUUCCAUCGAGUGUGUGCUUGCGAUUGCUGCUGCUUUUUCUUUUGCUCACAAAAACUGGAAGUUCUAUCUCCUUCAGGAACAUUGCUGGCUGUAGUACAGCAAGAAUCUACUUUCCUUUAUCCAAAAUUUACUAUCAAGGACUCCAGUGGACAGAUUAUUUUGAGGGUAGAAGGUCCUGGUUGUCGAAUGCGGUGUGGCCCUGUUCGUUUUAAGAUCACCUCACAUGUUGGCUUGGUGGAAGUGGGAGCUAUUACUAGGCAGUGGUUGGGUUUUUGUAGGGAGUGUACCUCUGACGCGAACAAUUUCAAGAUUACUUUUCCCCAAAAUUUGGAUGUGAAAAUGAAAGCUGCGGUUCUAGGAGCUUGCUUUUUAAUCGAUGUGCUGUUUUUUGAAUGUUGAAUUUUUAGUGGACGAUUUUUCGUAUUAUAAUU
This is a messenger RNA of Zophobas morio, 1220 nucleotides long. Its product is annotated as phospholipid scramblase 2-like. The record is from RefSeq and is a predicted model, not a curated record. Gene Ontology annotation, molecular function: phospholipid scramblase activity. Lineage: Eukaryota; Metazoa; Arthropoda; Insecta; Coleoptera; Tenebrionidae. Gene Ontology annotation, biological process: plasma membrane phospholipid scrambling. The transcript is spliced from 6 exons. Gene Ontology annotation, cellular component: plasma membrane. Bases 358 to 1188 code for a protein of 276 amino acids.